Messenger RNA from Bufo bufo (common toad), 2304 nucleotides. RefSeq names its product protocadherin gamma-B5-like. Gene Ontology annotation, biological process: homophilic cell-cell adhesion. Bases 1 to 2304 code for a protein of 767 amino acids. Gene Ontology annotation, cellular component: plasma membrane. Gene Ontology annotation, molecular function: calcium ion binding. The record is from RefSeq and is a predicted model, not a curated record. The transcript has a single exon. Lineage: Eukaryota; Metazoa; Chordata; Amphibia; Anura; Bufonidae.
AUGGGAUCUGUAGUUGGGAAUGUGGCAAAAGAUCUUGGAUUAAAUGUUAAGGAACUUGAAAUUAGAAAAUUCCAAAUUGUCUCACAUGUUACAAAGCAGUAUUUCAGCAUUCACAUGGAAAAUGGAGACCUAAUUGUAUCAGAGAGAAUUGAUAGAGAAACAUUAUGUGGGACUAAACUCAGCUGUUUUCUAAAUCUGAAAGCUGUGAUUGAAAACCCUUUGAACUUUUACACAAUCACUAUAGAAAUCCAGGAUGUGAAUGAUAAUGCACCAACAUUUUCUAAGAAAUAUUUUGAUAUAGGUAUCAGUGAGUCUUCAGUCCCUGGAGUACAUUUUCCAUUAGGAAAUGCAGAUGAUCCAGAUCUAGGCACAAAUUCUAUUCAAAGUUAUACUCUUACUAGUAAUGAAUGGUUUAGUCUUGGAGAAAGAACCACAAAGGAUGGAGUUAAAUAUCCAGAAAUUAUACUAGAAAAACCAAUAGACAGAGAAAAGAAGAAUUUAUAUGAGUUAAUCAUAACUGUGUUUGAUGGAGGCAAACCUCCUAAAACUGGCACUGCCAUAGUUAAAAUCACUGUUCAAGAUGUUAAUGACAACUUUCCAACAUUCGCCCAAGAUACAUAUCACAUUAGGUUACAAGAGAAUGCACCUAUUGGCUUUUUAGUCGUCCAUUUAAAUGCAACUGAUGAAGAUGAGGGCUUAUAUGGCCGAAUAACGUAUUCUUUCAGUCAUAUUACACAAACUACGGGACAAAUAUUCUCUAUAGACUCAUUGAAAGGAGAUAUCAACACAAUAGGAAGUUUAGACUAUGAAGCAUCAGAUAGUUACGAAAUGACUGUAGAAGCUAAAGAUGGUGGAGGCCUUGUUAAUCAUUGUAAAGUGUCAAUACAAGUAAUUGAUGUAAAUGAUAAUGCUCCAGAGAUAAUAGUUACUACUCUUGCAAUAGCAAUUCUAGAGGAUUCUCCACCUGGUACUGUCAUAGCAAUAAUUAAUGUCCAUGAUAUGGAUUCGGGGAUGAACGGAGAAGUUGUUUGCUUGAACUCUGAUAUAAAGGAUUUUCAGCUGUUACCAUCAUCCAACAACUACUAUAAACUUGUAACUGCAGCUAGCAUGGAUCGAGAAAGGACUUCUGAAUAUAAUGUUACAGUUCAAUGCAUGGAUAAAGGAACUCCUCCUCUGUCUACCAAUAAGACCAUUCAGUUGACUAUUUCAGAUGUGAAUGAUAAUGUUCCAGUUUUUGAGAGAAUGAACUACAUUGUGUAUAUUAAAGAAAAUAACCAACCUGGGACCUCAGUACAAAAUAUUUUAGCUUCAGAACUCGAUCAAGAUGACAAUGGAAAAAUUACAUACAGCAUUGUGAGCAGUAACAUUGAUAAUAUUCCGGUAUCUUCAUAUGUUUCCAUAAACUCAAUGACUGGUGUUCUCUAUGCCCAGCGAUCUUUUGACUAUGAGCAGUUACGGGAAUUUCAGUUCCAGGUGAUGGCUAAAGACAGUGGAUCUCCUCCUCUAAGCAGUAAUGUAACAGUGAGGAUAUGUAUCAUUGAUAAGAAUGAUAAUGCUCCUAAGAUUCUCUACCCAUCACCAGAGACUGAGGGAUCAGCAUUAUUCGAGUUUAUUCCUCACUCUGCUGAGAAAGGUUAUCUAGUCACCAAAGUGAUUGCAGUGGACGCGGACUCUGGACACAAUGCCUGGCUCUACUAUCACUUACUACAAGUCCCUGAUCCAUCUUUAUUUGGAAUUGGUCAACACUCUGGUGAAGUAAAGAUUGUCAGAGAUAUACAAGAUACAGAUAAUUUGAGGCAGAAACUUGUGGUUCUGGUAAAGGAUAAUGGAUCCCCAUCUCUGUCAUCUACAGUUACUUUGAAUUUAGUUGUUGCAGAGAAUUUUCAGCAAGUUGUGCCAGAAAUAAGAAAACAGCCAACAAAUUCAAACAAAACAUCUAAUGUAACUUUCUAUCUAGUCAUAUCCAUAGCUGUCAUUUCUUUUCUAUUUAUUAUAACUGUUAUCAUUACGGCUAUUUUCAAGUGCAGAAACACCAACACCCCAACUACUUUUGGAGCAUAUAAUCGAAAUGUGUACCCUCAGUUCACCCUGGGAUGUCCUUCUGAGAUCAGUGAUACAAGUUUACCUUUCCCAUUCUCAUAUGAUGUGUGUGUGACUCUAGACUCAAAGCAGAAUGAAAUUGAUUAUCUGAAGCCAGUUCAGAAUGUUCCCACAGACAAUCUCAUAGACACCGAUGACUCUACAGCAGCAAAUGGUUCAGCAAACACUGAGGGGCCACAUAGAAAUAUUGAUCAGGUAUUUUAA